AUGAAUCGCGAAGACAAUCAAUUGUGUGAACUUGUUCCAUCUCGAAAAACAUCAAAAACAUCCGGAAAUGGAGUGAUUUCACCUGUUCCAAGUUGUCAACAAAUUGCUGACGAAAUGUUGGUUAAUUUUUCAGAAAUACACAGCAUAGCAACAAAAAAAGAAUAAGUUGUUGAAUAUGUUGGGGGAGGUAGAGAAGCAGGUAUCUAUGAGCAUUUUUCAUUCUUUAUUCUCUUUGUAUCUGGGUUGAAUAUACAUUUAUUAUAUUCAUUUUUUAUGGAAGAUGCAUCAGCAAAUCUUCAGAAGUUGUGAGUGAUAUCAUUUUUUGAAAUAGUCCACGAAAAAACCAAAAAAUAAAUAAAUAUAGUUUGUGCUCUUCAUUAAAAAUCACUUUGUGAGCAAAUAUGAACAAUACAAAAUUACAGUUUCGUACGGAAAAUUAAAAUAAAUAUUGACUCAUUUCCGACAUUUCCGAAGAAUUCCCACGCCUAGAUUUUCUUUUUUCUUUUUUUUUCGUCGGUUCAUUUAAUGUCUAAAGAAGUAUUAUAAAUUUAAUUUGGACUUUGAACUGAAAUCGAAUUCAAAAUUUGAAUUACUAUAUGUAUGUGUCAAAAUUUGGGAAGUUGUCAUUCUUUACCUGCAAACGUUAAACUUAACGCGGAGAAAGAUGUUAUCAUGUAAGUGAAAAAUUCAAUAUUGAUAAAAAAUAUAGUUUUCUUUUUUUUUAUUUUUUUGAUAUUAGCUUGUUAAUAUUUUUCUUGAUUUAAUUUGAAUGUGAGAGAAAUAUCAUAUGGUAAAUAUGUGAGUUUUUGCUGUUUUUUUAAAAAGAAAAAGAAGAAGGAAAUGAGAAAAUGAGAAAAGAGAAAUAAUUUUUUUUGAUUGAGCAAAAUUAUUUCGCAAUAAUUUCAAAGAUCGGAAAUUGAGAAAUUUUCAGAGUAUUUGUUUCAGCCUGGGGUUUUCCUCGAAUUUAGAAAUUUCGAAAAAUCGAAGCAUAACUCAAUUUUUAUUAGUUUUCAAGAGCUACAAAAUUUUUUUCGAAAUUUCGAAUGAAAAUUGAAGUUAUGAAAAUAUGGAUAUUCUGAAAUAAAUAUUUUUGGCGUGAUUUUUAGCUUGACUAUAAAAUUUUUGCAGUUGAUAACCUUUUUCAAAAUUCAAAUUUUUCUCAAAAAGUUUUCAAAGAUCAAAUAUUCUCUAGCUCAACCAAACUACAAAAUCUAAUAUUCUUUCACAUUUUCUCAUUCCUCAUCUUCCUUCCCUCUUUUUUUUCCUUUUAGUUUCUCAUGUUAAGAAAUUUGAGCCCGCAUCAAUUCACCACUUUAUAUUCCUUUUUCACUUUCAUUUUCAUUUUUUCAAUUCUCUUGCCACCCAAGACAAAAAAUAAUUACAUACUAACCAACAACUCCAAUAUAAUUAACCCCUUUCCUAAAAUGAGCUCUUUAUCCUACGGAACACUUUCUUUUAAAAUGAGCAAAAAAAGAAGAAGAAGAAGGAGGAGCAGGAGAAAGAAGAAUUAGAUUGGCUCAUUUCUUCACCAAUUUUUCAUCUGUUUUUUUUCAUUCUCUUUAUUUUGGAGCUAUUUGAUGUUGGCUUACCAAUAAAAAAUGAGCAUUUUUGAGAAAUGAAAUGAGAAGCACUAUUCGUAGAACUGUGUGAGUUAUUAUUUCUAAACACCUGCUCUUUUUUUGUCUGAAGACUUUUGAGAAAAAAAACGAAUACCUAACACAAAAGCUCUUUUUUGAGCUUGUUUUCUAUUUUUGUUUUGUUUUCCUCCUUCUUCUUCUACUUCUUCAAAAAAAUAAGCAAAAAAAAAACAAAAAUGAGUGAGACGUGAGUUUUUUAAAAGGAAAUUUUUUGAGAGAGUCAAAUAGAUUCCCAAUUUUUUAUUUUUCAGUGCUCGUAUGCAAUAUGGUGUAGAGACAAGCUUCAAGUCAAGAUUGCAACAAUAUUUUAUUGAAAAUCAAAAGUCCAGUAAGUUUUUUUCUCGAAAGUUCUUUGGUUUCAAAAAAAUGCAACAAAUCUGGUGUUCGUUUCAUUUCAAAUUGAAUUAUUCAUCAUAGAGACUAAGACUAAAAACUUCAGGAACAAGAAACUAAUUCGAUUUGGGGACCAGGGACCACUUUUGUUUAAAAAUUACAUAUUUUGAAAAAACAAAAACAUUUCUUGAAAGAAUUUUCAAUGCAUAGAAAUUAAUUCCAAAACUUAUGCACUUUCAGAAUAUAGAUGAAUCACUUAAAAUUCUUCAGAGCACCAAGGAAGUUUUAAUUAACUUCAGCUAAUUAACAACAAAGUUCCAAAGUUCAAGAAAACUGAAAACUAUUUCCAGGUCUUCGAAUUCGAUUAUUCAAUGUGUUCAUCAAAUUAUUGUCAUGUGUUUUAUAUUGUGUUCGAGUUGUCAAUGAUGAGAGAGAAUUUCCGAAAAAGUUUCCAUAUACAAAUGUUACCGAAGUUGAUGAGAAUAUCACAAUUUAGUGAGUUCUUGGAAUUUUUGAAAGCAAAGCACAUUUUCGGGAAAAAAUAAUCACAAAUAACAAUUAGAAAAGUAUAUUUUUAUUUUUAGAAAUCAAGAUUUGUGCACCCAAAAACUUCAACUAAAAUAAAAAUUCUCAAAUAAUUCAGCAAAACUUAAAACUCCUAACAUACUCAUUUCAGUGACUAUUUGAUAUGGGUGGAUUUCGACAAAGCAACAUGGUUAAUUCAAACAUUUGUAGCAACUGUCAGUAUGGCAGAAACUAUUUUGAUCUUCUAUUUGAGUUAUUCUGGAAGUGUUGUUCGUCUUCUCAUCAACAUUCAUUUCUUAUUAGAAUUGGUCACCAGUUUUCCCUUCAUCCUUUCCGUAAGUCCCCUUUUUUUAAAAGUUUCUAGAGUUUAUUCAUGCACAUUUCCAGAUUUUCAUUCCAAAACUUCAAAAUCUUUUCGUUCCUGUAUUCUUAAAUUGCUGGCUGGCUAAAGGUGCACUUCAGGCCAUGAUGGUGAGACUUUUUAAUUCUGAAAAUAAUCUAAUCCUAAAAGUAUUUUUGUAGAAUGAUUUGAAUCGAAGUUCAUUUAUCAGUAGUUCUGCAAUGUUCCGCCAACUUCUUCUCUUGUUCUCUGUUUUGGUUUGCUUGAUAUUCACCGGAAUGUGCAGUAUUGAACAUCUUCAACGAGCUCGUGGAAAACGAAUUGAUCUUUUCAAAUCAUUUUAUUUUGUUAUGGUCACAUUUUCGACUGUUGGUUAUGGAGAUUGGUUGGUUUUUCAUACCCAGAAAUGUCUGAAAAAUAAUUGUUGAAAAUUUUCAGGUAUCCAGAUUAUUGGAUGUCUCAACUGUGUGUCGUAAUUCUUAUUUGUGUUGCAUUGGGAUUGAUUCCAAAACAAUUGGAAGAAUUAGGACAAACUUGGUCAGAACGUCAGAAAUCUGGAACUGAUUUUAGUGGAUGGAACGGCGUUGAAUCACAUGUUGUUGUGACAAUCACAUUGUUAGAAGUUGAAUUCAUCCGUGACUUCUUGGAAGAAUUCUAUGCUCAUCCAGAAAACCAGAGAAUGCAAGUUGUACUUCUAUCACCAGUUGAAUUGGAUAACCAAACAAGAAUGUUGCUGAAAAUUCCAGUCUGGAAUCAUCGAGUUAAUUAUGUUAGAGGAAGUUCGUUGAGAGAUGAAGAUUUGGAAAGGUUUGUCUUACAACAGAAGAUAUAAAUUACAGAAAACAAUAAAAUUUCUUGCAGAGCAAAAGUGGCGACUGCCAAAGCUUGUUUUAUCCUAUCUGCACGCCAUGUUAACCGCAAAGUCGCCACUGAUGAACAUACAAUUUUGAGAUCUUGGGCCAUCAAGGAUUUCGCGCCACAUGUUAAACAAUAUGUUCAAAUUUUCCGAGCUGAAACCAAGAUGCAUAUUGAACACGCUGAAGUUCUUAUAUGUGAAGAUGAAUUCAAAUAUGCUCUUCUUGCUAAUAAUUGUAUUUGUCCAGGAAUCUCUACAUUCAUCACACUUUUAAUGCACACUUCUCGCGGAGAGUGAGUAGUUUUUUCGUAGUAAAAACAAAACACACAAUCUAAUUUCUUUUCAGGGAGGGCCAGAAGUCCACCGAACCUUGGCAUAAGGUUUAUGGAUUCCACUCAGGAAAUGAAAUGUAUCAUAUCAAAGUUAUUGAUAGUAAAUUCUUCGGAGACUUUGUUGGAAAAUCGUUUAGUUACACAAGUUUUCAUGCGCAUAAGGCUUAUGGAAUCGGAUUGAUUGCAGUUUCACCGGAUGGUGAUACAACUAAAAUGAAGUUGAAUCCAGGGUUGUCACAUACAAUUCAACCAACUGAUGUUUUGUAUUACAUGGGUUUGACUAACGAAGAAUCACUGUUUGAUUUCCGGAAAGAUUUGCAACAUCAACAAAGACGGGCGAAUGUUGCAUCUUCGAUUGCAAACAUCGGAUCAGUUGCAAUCGAUAUGCCAAAUCGAGAGAAAAAUGAUAUGACAACUCGCAAGAAAAACAAAAAGAAGAAAUCAAAAGCCGCUGAUGAAAUCAACCUAAUCGAAAUUGGUGACGUUAUUCAAUCUAGCAGACGCCCAUCAAUCGCAAUGGUGACAGAAGGAACUGUUGAAACAUCAUCAGAUUCAGAUCAAGAAGAAUAUUGUGAUAAAUGUCGCGGUCAUUGUAUUCAACACCGACUUCAACGAACAUAUCCACAAGUUCGAACAUAUAUUGGAACAUCAAAUACUGUUUGUCAUAUGAUGAAAGAAAAACGACCACUAUGUUGUUUGCGUCUUGACGAGAAAUGUGCACAUAAAUCAGCCACUUCUGCUCAUGAAUAUCAAUGGAGAAAUCGCCCUAUUAUAUUGGCUGCUGAUAGAACUUCUAGUGGAAUGUAUAAUUUAGUGAUUCCGCUGCGAGCUUAUUAUCGACCAGUGCAUGAUUUACAUCCAAUUAUUUUAUUGCUUGAGUUAGGAGAUCAAGAUUCACUAAAUGAAGCGUUCCUCGAUGCAAUUGCUUAUUUUCCAGAUAUUUAUUGGAUGCAAGGAAAAAUUGGAAAGUGAGUUAGAAACUUAUAGAUAAUAGUAAUUCAGUAACUAUUUUUCAGCUUGGACUGUCUUCUCCGUGCUGGCGUCAGUUCAGCAGAACAUGUUGUAGUCGUCAAAGAAACUGCAGUCAUCGCCGAAGAACAUACCGCAGAUUGUAGCACAAUUAUUACAGUUCAAAAAAUUCACAGAAUGUUUCCACGUCUUCGAAUGAUUACUGAAUUGACACAUGCCACAAAUAUGCGUUUUGUCCAAUUCAACCCAAAUAAUGCAUAUUCUUUAGCACAAUCGAGAUUUGAGAAGAAGGAGAGGAAGCGGGGUUCACAUAUGCCUUUCAUGUUCCGAUUGCCGUUUGCUCAAGGUGGUGUGUUCAGUGCAAAUAUGAUGGAUCGGCUGUUAUAUCAGGUGAGGGUCUUAGCAACUUACUUUGGAAUGUUAGGGUAAACUUUAUCACAACAUUAGCUCAUUCAUAGCUGUCACCUAUUUUUUCUUGAAAACGUGUUAUUCCAGGCUAUCAUCAAACCAUUUGUGGUUGAUCUAGUCAGACUUCUUCUUGGUAUUGAUCAACAAAGCGGAGGUGGUUAUUUGACUUCGGUAUGUUUUCUAUUUCCAAAAAUCAUUUUUCAAAAUAUGCUUUUCAGUUUGUUAUCACUGAAGAUGAUUUAUGGAUCAAAACCUACGGUCGACUUUAUCAAAAACUUUGCUCUUCAGUAGCUGACAUCCCCAUUGGAAUUUUCCGAACCAAAAAAAUGGAUGCUAAAACGGUAGAGAUCUUCAAACUGAGCCUUCCCCUGAUCUUGUUUUUUCUAGGUUUCACUUGAUCUCCAAGAACAGUGCAAAGAUUUUGAUGUCACUGAACUAGAUAGAAACAAAGAUAUGUAUGAUCAUGUGAAGAAUCGGAUGAGGGUUUUAGGAAUCAAGGAUUCACAUACGUGUAAGUUCUGAAUUUCUAAUUCUCCUCUCACUUUAAUGUUAAGUGGAGCGUCGAGAAAUUUUCAAGAAAUGUAACGUUGGAGGUACCAUUUUGUUUGUAUUUUGUUUGUGUGUGGAAACACUGAUUUGCUUUUACAAAAAACAUAAAUACACGCGAGAUUGAUGAGAAACUUAUCUGUCUUAAAAGUUUUGGCUUACCAUUUCAAAACAUUUCAAAACCUAAUAAUAUUAUUUUCAGUGCUCGAGGGAUCUGAUGAAAAAGCCUUCAUAUCUUACGUAAUCAUCAAUCCAGCUCCAGAUCUUGUGCUUGAAGCCAGAGAUAUUGUAUAUGUUAUCAGAAGUCCGAUCCGCAAGGACGCCACCAACAAACGCAUCAAUCCUCGAAGAGGACUUCGUCGCUGUAAAAAUGUCACCGAAACUAUGGAUUCGGUGCAAGUUCCAACUAUUGUGUAAGUAAUCUUUUUAAUUUACUUAUGUCACAAUAAUUUGGAAUAUUUCAGAAUCGACGAGAACAAUCUAUAG
Molecule: messenger RNA, 6432 nt
Organism: Caenorhabditis angaria
Lineage: Eukaryota; Metazoa; Nematoda; Chromadorea; Rhabditida; Rhabditidae
Source: the annotation of a GenBank genome assembly